Messenger RNA from Hevea brasiliensis (rubber tree), 967 nucleotides. Its product is annotated as ribonuclease 3. The record is from RefSeq and is a predicted model, not a curated record. Gene Ontology annotation, biological process: RNA catabolic process. Bases 203 to 883 code for a protein of 226 amino acids. Gene Ontology annotation, cellular component: extracellular region. Gene Ontology annotation, molecular function: RNA binding; ribonuclease T2 activity. The transcript is spliced from 3 exons. NCBI's taxonomy places the organism in Eukaryota, Viridiplantae, Streptophyta, Magnoliopsida, Malpighiales, Euphorbiaceae.
AGACGUUGAUCGUGCAACUAGCAUGUAAUAAAAAAAAGACGCAGAGGCGUAUUCUUUCUUGGAUACUCUGCUCAUCAGCUGUCCAGCUCAGCUAUAUAAUCAGUAUACACCAACUUUUCUCUAUUGCCUCAAUAAUCUCAUCCUCAGCAACCAACCCCACGGAGAGAAAGUUUGUUACCAAAAUUUAAUUAAUUUAUUAAAGAUGAAACCUAACUCUUCAAUCCUUAUCAAGCUUUUCAUCUUACAAUACCUUUCAGUUCUUUGCCUUUCUCAAGAUUUUGAUUUCUUCUACUUUGUCCUACAGUGGCCAGGAUCAUACUGUGACACCAGGCAUAGUUGCUGCUAUCCAAAAACUGGGAAACCUGUUGCUGAUUUUGGCAUUCAUGGGCUGUGGCCGAAUUACAAUAAUGGAGGCUACCCAUCAAACUGUAAUCCUGACAGCGUUUUUGAUAAAUCUCAGAUCUCAGACUUGAUGAGCAGUUUACAAAAGAAUUGGCCAACACUGGCCUGCCCCAGCGGGGAUGGCAACAAGUUUUGGUCUCAUGAAUGGGAGAAGCACGGGACCUGCUCCGAGUCUGAACUGGACCAGCACGAUUACUUCGAAGCAUCAUUGAAGCUCAAGGAAAAAGCAAACCUUCUCCAGGUUCUGAAGAAUGCUGGAAUUAAACCAGACGAUGAAUUUUAUGAAUUGGAUAGCAUUGAAGAAGCUAUAAAAGACGCUAUUGGUUAUACCCCAGGGAUAGAGUGCAAUGUCGAUGGAUCCAGAAACAGCCAGCUCUACCAGAUUUACUUGUGUGUCGAUACCUCAGCUUCAGAAUUCAUCGAAUGCCCAGUGCUUCCCAAGGGAAGAUGCGCGUCUCGCGUUCAGUUUCCUAAGUUUUAAUUUCUCCUAAAAAGUGGGUGCAAGCAACUAAUAAAUUAAAUGUAAAAGAAGGACUUUAAACUAAUUAAUCUUAAUUAAUUAAUU